Molecule: messenger RNA, 7224 nt
Organism: Fopius arisanus
Lineage: Eukaryota; Metazoa; Arthropoda; Insecta; Hymenoptera; Braconidae
Product: unconventional myosin-IXa-like
Exons: 7
Coding region: 603-6914 (2103 amino acids)
Biological process (GO): intracellular signal transduction
Cellular component (GO): myosin complex; actin filament
Molecular function (GO): microfilament motor activity; GTPase activator activity; actin filament binding
Source: RefSeq, a predicted model, not a curated record
UGGAGAUUUUCAUAGAAAUCCUGGAGGAUUUUCAAAAAUAGGAAGACUAUUGGAAAUUAUUAAUAGUAUCAGCUCCACUGAAGUAACUUACUGCCUUCUGAUAAUAGGGUAUCGCUUUCAAUGGACUCACGUGAAUGCCAUGACAAUAGUUUGAACAGAUCUCGACAACUGGACGUUCAUAAUUGAAUACUCGAUCAAACGGAAGAAUCAUUCACUGAACUUUUCAAAUUCAAUGAAUCUGUGGAAAUACGUGAUCAAAACUAUGGAAUAAAUCAGGAGAUGACGCACCAACGAGAUUAAUAUUUAUUUUCAAGAUUUUUUUUUAGAUGAAAGUUGUUUAGUGAAUUCAAUAAUCAAAUGAGAUUGACCGAGUGAUACUCGUCGAUAGGGAUUUUAGUGGUGAUUUAUUAUAUUUAUUGGAGCACAGAACCAAAUUAUAUUGUAGUACUGGAAGCAAAAUGUGUGAGAGAUUUUUCAAACAUGUGGAAGAAUGGAUUAAUGUGGGAAUAAGCUGGGGAGGUGAGGAUGGAGCUGUUUUUGAAUUUUCGAGGGACGACAGAGGACAGACUUAUUAACCCUGCGGCUAUAAAGGGUUGAAAGACAUGGAGAACGCGGGCUCUGGAGUUGUCCAGGUAUUCGUGGGCGAGUGGAGCCCCGAGUACGAAGCAUUGUCCAUAAAAGCAACAAAACAAACAACAUCAGCUGAAAUAGUGGAGUGCAUUAUUGAGAGACUGGGACUCGGUGAUGCCAAUCUCAUGAAUGGGUAUGAAUUGGCUGAGGUUGUGGGCAAUUCUGUGGGACAGGAGUGUAAGGAGAGGAGACUAGGGCCAUCAGAGUGUCCUGUUGCACUCAUGCUAUUGUGGCCAAAAAAUUCAGCACAGCAGGAGUACUACAGGUUUUAUCUCCGAAAAAAACAGCCAGAUUAUCUCUGGUCAGACAGUCGAUUUCCCAUGGAUCCACAGCUCCUGAAAGACUACUUCAAUCGUUUUCUGUACCAACCACGUGAUAAGGAAUACCCAGACCUUUGUCAGCUCCCUGAUUUGAAUGAGCAAACACUUCUGGAUAAUCUCCGAGCUCGUUUUUUGGCUGGUAACAUCUACACUUAUGUUGGAAGCAUUCUGAUAGCAGUGAAUCCCUUCAAAUUUUACCCAAUCUACAAUCCAAAAUAUGUUAAACUCUACCAAAAUCGUCGCUUAGGACCAGAUAUACCACCCCAUAUAUUUGCAAUAGCUGAUGCUGCUUAUCAUUCGAUGCUGAAAGAAAAGAAGAAUCAGUGCAUCGUGAUAAGCGGUGAGAGUGGUUCAGGCAAGACAGAGUCAACAAAUUUUUUGCUCCAUCAUCUGACAGCGCUCAGUCAAAAGGGCUCCCAUGGGAGUGGAGUUGAGCAGACAAUUCUCAGUGCUGGGCCAGUACUGGAGGCGUUUGGAAAUGCCAAGACAGCCCAUAACAACAACAGCAGCAGAUUUGGUAAAUUUAUUCAGGUGAAUUACAAGGAGAAUGGAAUGGUUCAUGGGGCUGUGGUGCAGAAGUAUCUCCUUGAAAAGUCGAGAAUAGUGUCACAGGGUAAAAAUGAGCGAAAUUACCACGUGUUCUACUAUCUUUUGGCUGGUGCUACUGACCAGGAGAGACAGGUGCUGCAUCUCGAGGCUCCAGAUCGUUACAAUUACCUCAACAAAAGUGGCUGCUAUGGUCUGGAGAAUAUUGAUGAACGCCACGAAUUCUCGNGGCUCAAGCAGUCCAUGGAGAUGGUGGGAUUUACACCGGAAAAACAGAGACGAUUAUUCGCUGUGUUAUCAGCUGUUUUACUCCUGGGAAAUGUGGAGUUUCAGCCAAGAAAGUCGUAUCAUCAUCACGAUGAAGCUGUGGGAGUGAAGAACCCAGAGGUUGUGGCGAUUAUUUCUGAGCUCCUGAGGGUCAAGCAGGAGACACUACUUGCUGCUCUGACUGCCAAAAGGGCGAGGGCCUCUGGGGAGACACUGGUGAUCAAUUAUCGGCUUCCUGAGGCCAUCGCUGCCAGAGAUGCAAUGGCCAAGUGCCUUUAUGGUGCUCUCUUCGAUUGGAUUGUUCUUCAGGUUAAUCAUGCCUUGUUAUCCAAGAAGGAUACACUCAGAGAUCAUCAGGGCCACAGCAUUGGGGUUCUUGAUAUCUUUGGAUUUGAGGAUUUCAAAACCUGCAACAGCUUCGAACAACUCUGCAUUAAUUAUGCCAAUGAACAGUUGCAGCAUUAUUUCAAUCAGCAUGUGUUUCAAUACGAGCAGAGGGAGUACAGAAAACAGGGUAUCAGGUGGACUGAUAUUGGAUACAGUGAUAACUCGGGAUGUCUCAAUCUUAUCGAGGGAAAGCCCAAUGGAUUGCUGUGUCUUCUGGAUGAUCAGUGCAAUUUUCCUGGUGCUACGAAUGAAACACUUCUACAGAAAUUCAAUUCGGUUCAUAAGGAGAAUCAAUUCUAUGAGACACCACAAAGAAGAGAAGCUGCUUUUGUGGUUAGACAUUAUGCUGGAGCUGUCAAAUAUCAGGCUGCCAAUAUGAGGGAGAAGAAUCUUGAUCUAAUGAGGCCGGAUGGAGUUGUUGGGGUACUGAAGAACUCGAGUUUGGCUUUUGUCAGGGAACUCGUUGGGGCUGAUCCUGUCGCGGUAUUCAGGUGGGCCAUUCUCAGAGCAUUCUUCAGGGCCCAUUUCGCUUUCCAGGAGGCAGGAAGGGCUCACCGACAUGGACGAGGUGAGGGGACAGGUUUCAUAGUUCAACCCUGUAGAAUCUCCCCUGAAUCCCAGGAUGAAAAAGCAAAAAAAAAGAAAAAUUGGCAAAGCAUGAUAGAAAUAUUUUCCAGCCCUCAAAAACAAAUUCGUCCGCCAAGUUAUCAGAAGCAGAGAAGUGUCUGUAUACCAUCAUCAACAUCAGCCACUGUCACAUUAUCACCACCACAAAUUGAAAACACGGAUAAUGUUAAUAACAACCGAUUAUCAUGGCCACAAUUUAGAAAUGUUAAUCAGACUCAACAACACAACACGACGAAUAUAUCUACGCCCAAGGGUUACGUAUUAAGAAUAAGGGAUGAGCAGCAAAAUAGUAAUUAUAGAUUCAGAAGGGAUACACACACGCCACUCGAGAGGGUCCUCCCUAAAGACGAGGCUAAUGUCAUGGAACGUGCCAAUCAGAUCGUCAUGAAAAACAAGUCAUUCCGUCCCCGAGAGCGAGGGAAGAAAGGCCUGAAGAAUCUGCAAACGGUGAAGACUCUGGCAGGUCGCACCCAGAGUUACGGCACAGGUCCAGGAAAGGCUCGUAAGCAACCGAUGACAGUUUCAGCUCAAUUUCAACAGAGUCUUCACAGCCUGAUGGACACCCUGAACCAAGCGAAUCCCUUCUUCAUUCGUUGUAUCAAAUCGAACAGUAACAAAAUUCCCAAUGAAUUUGACGAGGAGACAGUCCAGCGCCAACUCCGUUACACAGGAAUGCUGGAGACUGUGAGAAUCCGUCAGGCUGGCUUCAACGUUCGUCUGACGUACGAGGAAUUCAUCCAGCUUUACCGAAUGCUGUUGCCUCACGGUCUCCUGAGCUCUCAGAACGACGUACGCGACUUCCUCCUCACCCUCAACCUCAACAAGGACAAUUACCAGCUGGGGAAGACCAAAGUCUUCCUUAGAGAGUCUGAAAAAAUUAAACUCGACAUCGAACUCCACCAGCAAAUCAUCACGAGUAUCACGACUAUUCAGAAGUGGUUCAGGGCGUGUCUGGAGCGUCGAAAAUUCCUGAGAAUAAAAAAUGCUGUGGUAUUAAUCCAAUCAUUUUGGCGAAUGGUGAUGGCCCAGAGAAUGGCUCACACUCUGCGCACAAGAAUCGAUGCAGCUGUUCACAUCCAGUCGACUUGGAGGGGCUACAAACAGCAAACGUGGUUCAAGAAGUUGAGGAUCUCCCUGAUCUACUUCCAGGCGAGAAUCAGAGGGAAUCACUCGAGAAAGGCAUUCUUGGAGUUGAAAAAACGAAAGAGAGAAUACAGAGCUGAAUUGAGACUUGAGGAAGAUCCUCCUCUGCUGUCAAGACUGGAGAUUGGAAAUUUGGACACGAGUAUUUCGUGCUCAAAGCGAAAAAUCACAUCCAACAAACGUCUACUUAACUCCAGAACAGAGACUAAGACAGAUAUUCAGAUAUUCAGGGGUGAGGAGACGAGAAAAGGUAGUCUGGAGUCGCUGGCAUCAUUGAGGAGUUACGAGUCGCAGAUGAGUGUUGAUAGUGCUGAGAGUCACUUCUCACAGGAGAACUCCAAGCCAAUUCCCUCCGCGAGAACUAAAAGAACAGAGCAGACUGUCAUUCACAGUGUCAAUACAACGAGCAGAUGUUCACUGAUGAGCAAGAGAACAGACAGUUCAUCCACUGGUUUCAGUGAUGGCGAUACAGAUGGAGAGGCACCAAGUGCUGUCCACAGUGCUCCACCAAUUUUCAAUAGUCUUUCCUCCUCGAGUCUGACGUCAUUCAGCCCAAAGUACUCUGGGGCUAGUCCAAACACUCAGGCUGACCCUUGGAGACGAAGGGCUGAUUUUGAUUAUCAGGAUUCACCUAUCAAGUCCCUCAUAACUAGAUCACCCAAUAUAACUCAGUAUAAACAUCUGACUGAGAGUCUUCUAGAGCAGGCGAAAUUAGAGAGUCUCAAUGAGGCGACUAAUUUGAAUAUCAAGCUGGAGGCUAAUGACCGUUAUAACAAGAAUGAGUGUUUCAAUACGAGGGAAGUGAGGAGACUUUCAGAAUCUACUGGAUUUGAUCUGGGAUCGCCUCGUCAUCGUGAUACCAAGGAGUACAAUUAUCUGAAGCGUCAGAAUUCCGAGGGUGACACCUCCCUGAAGCUCGAUAUUUUAGAGAAAAUGAGGGAUGAGGAGAUGAAGUCCAGGGAGAAGGCAGAGCCUGAUGUGCCAGUGCGAAGUGCAAGGAGAAAUCGUCCAGGUAGAGAGAUGCAGUGUAGAUCAAUGGGCGAGUCUGUAGCGGAGAAUCAUCCACAAGAGGCGAGAAAUAUAUUCCUGGGGACGAUAAAGGAGUCAGAGCUCAAGGGGCCACAGAUAUGGGGAAAGAAGGAGGAUUUGGUUUCAUCGAGGACUGUGACGGAUUGGCCUGUGAAGUCCGAGGGAUCGUACAAGCCUCAGGCUGUGGGAAAGAGAGUUAGGUCUAAUGCUGUGACAACCCUGGAGCUCAGAAGGAGGAAUUCGGAUCCUGCUACCAAGAUUUCCGCCCUCGACGACAAGGCUGAUCCAUCGAAUGAUCUUAAAUUGGCACCUGGAAUGAAUUUACUCGAGUGGAAAGGCAAUAAUUUGUUUACCCUGGCUGGACACAGGUUCAGGAAAAUUGCAAGAUUUACCAAGGAUGAUGUGUGUGUUUGCUGUCAUGAGAAGAUGGAUGCAUUUGUCACUCAGGGAUACAAGUGCAAUGACUGCAAGCAGCUUUAUCAUGUCAAGUGCAUUCAGAAUGGAGGAGUGUUGAGAAUGCCCUGUCCCAUGGCGAAUACACCAAGCAGGAGGAAAAAUAGAAAACCCAUGAGGACACCUUAUGAGGCUGUCAAGCAGACUGUUCAGUCGAAAUUCAGUUUGACUGGCACUUCGGCUUUCUCUGACAGUACUGAUAAGAUUAUUUCUGAUGCUAAGGAGCUGGCUCUCAUGCAGGAGUUCAUCACCAAGAAGAUUUAUGCGAUGGAGGUCCAGGAGGAGGGAAAAAAACCGAGUGAGGUUGACAGGGUGUUUAAACAGGCACUCAGAAAGUUCAAGGAUGAUUUAGUUAUCACUUAUAGUCUAGCUAUUCAGCAGGGGGUCGAGGGAAAUAUAAAGUACACUGAUUUGAUAGCUAGUUUUUUGCACGUCAUGGAGACUGUCUGUAAGCAGGAGAACACCAGGGAGGAUUUUCCAGUAACUAUGGGGGUCAAUGCCUUCAGGGGAUUCAUGAAUGAGUUCAUGACGCUAGUCAAGACUGAGGCACCAGAGAAGGCCAGCAAGAGCAAGAGGAAGAAGGAGAAGAAGAGAAAGCAGGAGGAGCCCAUCAGACAUGGCAAUCAUAUGUUUCAGUUGACCAUUAUCAAUAUUCCAACUGCCUGUGAGGUCUGCACUUCUUUCUUCAUGUGGCCUAUUGAGAGAGGACUCGUUUGUCAGAAUUGUAAGCUCACUUGUCACAAGAAGUGCUAUUCAAGAGCUGUUGCUGAGUGUGGCAAGGAUGGCAUUAAUGAUAGCAAUUGCCGAAAGGUCUUCAAUGUGCCGCUUUAUAAACUCGAUUGUGGCGAUGGAAAAGUGCCACUUGUUGUCGAUAGGCUCAUCACUACUAUCGAGAUGCAUGGCCUGUAUACUGAGGGACUUUACAGAAAGAGUGGAGUCAGUUCAAAGGUGAGAGAACUGAAGAUGAAGAUGGACGAGGGCGACCUGGAGAAGGUUGACUUCGAGAAUUAUCAGGUACACGUCCUGGCAGCUGUUUUGAAGAGUUUCUUCAGGGACAUGCCAGAGCCACUGAUGACAUUCGAGUACUACGACGACUUCCUCCAUGCAGCAAAUCUCACUGAUCCCCACGACAGGGUGAGCACUCUCUUUGCAAUCCUCAAGAAACUCCCCAAGCCCAACUUUGAUCUGAUGGAGAGACUGAUCGUUCACCUGGCGAGAGUGGCCCUGCACGAGGUUGAUAACAGAAUGUCACCGUCAGCACUUGCUAUAGUCUUUGCCCCUAUUCAGAAGGAGAAGGCUCUGCUCACGUCGACCCUUCCAAGCUUGACGAGGGCCUCCUCUGAUGAUGAUCUGCUCCUAUCUGCUACGGAUCUUGAUGAUGGAAGUCUUGAUGACCUCUUGCCUACCUCUGCUGAUGCAUUAGCUCGAAAAAAGGCGAUCCAUCGACAGAGCUCGACCGAUAACUCCUUCCCCACCAUAAUUAAUGUUGAUGAGGAUAUGGUGAUGGUAUGACCUGUCAGAACCACUUAAAUGCUUCGUAAACUGAGUCAUCAACUGAACGGAUUGACACAUUCGGUUGUUGAUCGAAGUUCAGCUGAGCCUCGACGACUGGACAAGCUCUCUGGAGGGAAAGAAAGUCAUUGGAGAGUCAUCGGUUACGAAUAUCUUCUCGUUUGAUUGAAAUCGUUCGCUUGACUCCCCCAGGGAUCAUCAGGAUUGAAAGAACAUUGAUUUCCUCGUCGUCAGACAAAAUUAACGCAACAAUGUUCAUUAUUUAUUUGAAUCAUGACUUAACAAUAAUCACCGUAUUUCUUUUUUCUAA